AAACCCCUAUUAGAAACUCGGCGCGUGGAAAAUGUUCUUCGUUAUCUUGCGCGAGUGGAAAACGUUGCGUAUAAAAUGACGUCAUACUUCUUCUUCUCUAUAUAUAUUAAAAAAAUACAACCGUGUCAGUAGAAAAGUCUGUGCAGAUCCAAAUUACUUCGACUUCCUUUUACCUUUUCUCACUUCAUCUGCUGCUGCUCCUUCGUCUUCUCUCUCCCAAGAGAUUCACGUAAGACAUAAGAGAAAGACCUCUUUUUACAAAAUAAUGGCUGGAGUUAUUCCGACGAUUGACUUGGGGGAGGUUUCAGACAAGAACCUGAAUCAGCAAAUCCGUGAAGCCAGCGAGAGGUACGGAUGCUUCAGGGUGAUUAACCAUGGAGUUCCAUUGUCUUUGAUGUCUGAAAUGAAGAAAACCGUUAUGAAUCUAUUCGAACGUCCUUACGAGGUGAAAGUUCGUAACACCGAUGUGUUACUAGGGAGUGGUUACAGAGCUCCUAAUGAGAUCAAUCCUUAUUAUGAAGCGUUGGGUCUCUACGACAUGGCUUCUCCUCAAGCUGUUAACACCUUUUGUGACCAGCUUGAAGCUUCUACAGAUCAAAGGGAGAUUAUGGUGAAGUAUGCGAAAGCUAUUGAUGAACUUGCAAAAGAUUUAGCAAGGAGGUUAGCAGAGAGUUACGGCUUAGCGGAGAGCAACUUCUUCAAAGGAUGGCCGAGCCAGUUUAGGAUUAAUAAAUAUCAUUUCCAACCCGAAACGGUCGGGAAACUCGGUGUCCAGCUACACACUGAUUCAGGCUUCUUGACGAUUCUUCAAGACGAUGAAAACGUUGGUGGGCUUGAAGCAAUGGACCAUUCUACGGGGAAGUUCUUUCCCAUAAGCCCGUUGCCAAACACUCUUGCUAUCAACCUCGGGGACAUGGCUGCAAUAUGGAGCAAUGGGAGAUUGUGCAAUGUGAAGCAUAGAGUGCAAUGCAAUGAAGCGACAAAGAGGUUUUCUAUCGCUUCUUUUUUGUUGGGACCGAUGGAUAAAGAUUUGGAGCCGCCAAGUGAGUUUGUGGAUGCUGAACAUCCUCGAUUAUACAAGGCUAUUAGUCACGACGGGGUAAGGAAUAUUAGAAUGACUACAAAAUUGCAUGACGGAGAGGCUCUCAAGCUUAUAGCCUAUGAUGAAUGAUGAUAGACUUAAAUUACCUUGAAGAGCUGGUUAAGGUGGUUGAUUUAUAUUAAACCGAAAAACUUUAGUAUUCUUGUUUAAGUUUUCCUAAGAUUGAUUAAUAGAGAUGCAUCCUCUGUAUUAAUAUCUAUGGAUUUUCGUUUUUUUUACAUUUGAUAUCUUUGUGGAUGCAUGUAUAAUGUAAUCCGUGAAGCAAAUUAUGAAAAAUAUUUCAAAGCAAGUUAAAUAUAACAGUUUGGCCUGUCAUGUCUUUGUCAUAUAAGAAAAAACAUUAGAAAGUGUGACGUCCAUACAUAAACAAAGAAAGCUGAUACAUAGAGAAUAAUUCUACUGGCAGCGUAGAAGAAAAUAAAAAAGGGUAUUUUUCAAAAAAAAAUAAAAUAAAAAGAAUAUGAAAAGCGUUACCACCACCAAAAUCUAUCUGGGGCAUCAACUAGCUUAAUCCCCAGGUUCCAAUUCUCACAACGCCUUAUAAAAGGUGUUGUUUUGAUUGCCUUGGCUUGACAACCAUGGAGAGGAGCUCUAAUUAAACAAGGCUCCAUCGACAAGGCCCUAACACACGGCGGAUCAGGAGCUGCACCGUUCUUUGGAGCGUAGAGUAUCCAUGGCUUUAAUCCUCCAAGACCAUGAGCUACGAAUCCAAACGUAGAUCUCUCGGUUGUGACAAUAUUAUCAGUUAAACUCAAUAAAUAGAUCUCAGCCAAUGCCUUUUGGUCGUGAAGCUUCUCGUCUGUUUGCUGAACCUUUUCUCCACUUGGCUGAUACACUUCAAUGACCUCUCCUGUUAAACUAGGUCGUUCUAAAUACAUUUUCCUUAGCUCAUCAGAGUACUCUGCAUGCAGAGAUGCAACAAGAACAGCUUUAUGUUUCUUGCUUCUUGUUGUUGUAUUCAUGACUUGUGAUUCUGUUGUAGCUAACUCAGGCAACAGUUUCUCUCUUUGUGUACAUGAUACUAUCUGGUCCAUGACAUGCUG
Molecule: messenger RNA, 2145 nt
Organism: Eruca vesicaria subsp. sativa (arugula)
Lineage: Eukaryota; Viridiplantae; Streptophyta; Magnoliopsida; Brassicales; Brassicaceae
Source: the annotation of a GenBank genome assembly